Molecule: messenger RNA, 5170 nt
Organism: Vicugna pacos (alpaca)
Lineage: Eukaryota; Metazoa; Chordata; Mammalia; Artiodactyla; Camelidae
Source: RefSeq, a predicted model, not a curated record
UUUUGUUCGGCGCCCGGAGCGCCGGGGCGUGGAGGCGGUAACGCGCACGCGCGUUGGGAUCCGGCCCGGGCCGAGCGCGCGGCCCGACGAUUGCGGGUGACUAGCAUGCAGAUAACCAUUCUCUGACCUGCAGCCCCUCAUCUGACAUGGCCCACCGUGGUGGGGAGAGGGACUUCCAGACUUCAGCGCGGCGCAUGGGCACCUCGCUGCUCUUCCAGCUUUCAGUGCAUGAGCGGGAGCUGGACCUGGUGUUUCUGGAUCACAGCUAUGCCAAGCCAUGGAGUGCCCACCCAGAUGCCAGUAGUGCCCGCCCCACCCGCAUGCUCUUUGUUACUCCCCGGAGGCAACACGAAAGUCCCAUUGAGUCGGACGUCCCAAUAGACGUGGAGACAAUCACAUCGACCCCUGUGCCACUGUAUGACAAUCAGAAGGCACGCAGCGUGAUGAACGAGUGUGAGCGGCACGUCAUCUUCGCCAGGACCGAUGCGGAUGCCCCUCCCCCGCCAGAGGACUGGGAGGAGCACGUCAACAGGACUGGCUGGACAAUGGCCCAGAACAAGCUAUUCAACAAGAUCCUCAAAGCCCUGCAGUCUGACCGGCUGGCCCGCUUGGCCAACGAAGGGGCUUGUAACGAGCCCGUGCUGCGCCGUGUUGCUGUGGACAAGUGUGCAAGGAGAGUGCGGCAGGCUCUGGCAAGCGUGAGCUGGGACACCAAGCUGAUCCAGUGGCUGCACACCACCCUGGUGGAGACCUUGAGCCUACCCAUGCUGGCGGCCUACCUGGAUGCUUUGCAGACACUGAAAGGGAAGAUCCCCACCUUGAUUGACCGGAUGCUUGUGUCAUCCAACACGAAGACCGGCGCUGCAGGAGCCGAGGCCUUGUCCCUUCUGUUGAAGAGGCCCUGGGACCCUGCCGUGGGGGUGCUUUCUCAUAACAAACCAAGCAAACUCCCCGGCUCUCCUCUCAUUCUCAUUGCCUCCUCUGGACCCUCCAGCUCCGUGUUCCCCACCUCACGCCGCCACCGCUUCUGGCAGUCACAGCUGUCCUGCUUAGGCAAGGUCAUCCCUGUAGCCACCCAUCUGCUGAACAAUGGGAGUGGGGUAGGAGUUCUGCAGUGUCUUGAGCACAUGAUUGGGGCAGUGAGAAGCAAAGUGCUGGAGAUUCACAGCCAUUUUCCCCACAAACCUAUCAUCUUGAUUGGCUGGAAUACAGGAGCUUUGGUGGCCUGUCAUGUGUCGGUGAUGGAAUACGUCACUGCAGUUGUCUGCCUCGGGUUUCCUCUGCUUACCGUGGAUGGCCCCAGAGGGGAUGUGGAUGAUCCUCUCUUGGAUAUGAAGACUCCAGUCCUCUUUGUCAUUGGUCAGAAUUCCCUGCAGUGUCACCCCGAAGCCAUGGAGGACUUCCGGGAGAAGAUUCGGGCUGAGAACAGCUUGGUGGUGGUUGGGGGAGCUGAUGAUAAUCUCAGAAUAAGCAAAGCAAAGAAGAAAUCAGAAGGAUUGACUCAGAGCAUGGUGGACAGAUGUAUUCAGGAUGAGAUUGUGGACUUCCUGACUGGAGUGCUCACUCGCGCUGAGGGGCACGUGGGCUCUGAGCCUCGGGACCAGGAUGCUGAGAAGAAAAAGAAGCCCCGGGAUGUGGCCCGCAGAGACCUGGCCUUUGAGGUCCCUGAGCGGGGCAGUCGACCUGCCUCACCAGCUGCCAAGCUGCCUGCCUCACCCUCGGGCUCAGAGGAUCUCUCCAGUGUGUCCAGCAGCCCCACCUCCAGUCCCAAGACCAAAGUGACCACGGUGGCCUCUGCCCAGAAGUCCAGUCAGGUCGGAAGCACUCAGUUGCUGAAGAGACACGUCCAGCGGACGGAGGCUGUGCUGACCCACAAACAAGCCCAAGCACAGUUUGCUGCUUUUCUGAAACAAAAUAUGCUGGUGAGGAAAGCUCUUCCUCCCGGCACCUCCUCCUGUCUCUUUGUUCCUAUUUCAUCAGAACAAACGGAAGAAGCUGAGAAAGAGGAUCUCAGGGUCCAGCUGAAGCGGCACCAUCCCUCCAGCCCUCUUUCUGGCAGUAAGACUCCCAAGCGACCCAAGAUCAAGGUGUCCCUUAUCUCCCAGGGGGAUACAACUGGGGGGCCUUGUACUCCCCCCCAAGGAGGAGCUCCAGAAGCCACAGGAGGGAAGCCCAUCACCGUGGCGCUGGGGCAAGCUCCAUCCGGGGCCAAGGAGCUCGCAGGACUUCUCACUACCAGCAAGUCAAGUGCUUCUGAAGGGGGAGUCUCAGCCAGCCCAGUGUCCUCAGUGGUCUCCAGCAGCACUGCACCCAGUGCCUUGCACACACUCCAGAGCCGCCUCGUGGCCACCUCUCCUGGCAGCUCCCUCCCAGGGGCCACAUCAGCCAGCAGCCUCCUCCAAGGCCUCAGCUUCAGCUUGCAGGAUAUCAGCAGCAAGACCUCUGGCCUCCCAGCAAGCCCCUCCCCGGGGCCACCCCCACAGGCCACCAGUGUGAAGUUGCCCACCCCCAUGCAGAGCCUGGGUGCCAUCACCACGGGCACCAGCACCAUUGUCCGUACCAUUCCUGUGGCCACCACUCUCUCCUCCUUGGGUGCCACUCCUGGUGGGAAGCCCACAGCCAUCCACCAGCUGCUGACCAAUGGGGGCCUCGCUAAGUUGGCAAGCAGCCUCCCUGGCCUGGCUCAGAUCUCUAACCAAGCAUCAGGCUUGAAGGUCCCCACCACCAUUACUCUGACACUGCGUGGCCAGCCCAGCCGAAUCACCACGCUGAGCCCCAUGGGUUCAGGAGCAGCGCCAGAGGAGCCCACCUCCCAGGCGCUUCCCUCCAGCUCACAGCGCCUGCCUCCAGCACCCUGAAGAUGCCAAGUGAUAUGUCCUCCUUUACCAGUUCCUGCAUCCAGAAACCCUGCAGGUCCAGAAAAGCUGAAGAAGAGGAAAGGAACAGCAAGUGACGUGGCUUGAAGGGCUUGCCAGUAACUCCUGUGGUGAAAACAGUUUGAGCUUGAGGCUUCACUUCUGGUACCUGAGGAGCUGUUGAUUCAACUGGAGAUGAGAAGGAUUUGCCCAACCAGGGGGAAGAAACCUCAGCCCCUGACAUUUCUGUCUCCAGUGCUUGGAAGUGAAACAGGGAUAACCGCUAGGUUAACACCACGGCCAUCCCAGGAAGCGGAGGCAUCAGGACAAUGAAAGCCGUGCUUCAGUAUUUCUGUUCCAUGUGACUUUUGUGUCUUCCUGCUUAGAAGUGGAAGGAUUAUUGACAUUGACUCUGCUGUGCAAGGCUCUUGGUACCAGUCUGAGCCCUGGAGGUAGAGGUCCCUGGAAAAGUGAUCACUGAAGAUGGAGCUGUGAGCCCUUCCUUAUGGCUUCACAAUACUUGUGUGCAAAGGUAUUUUUAGAUUUGGCUUAGAACCUAUCCUCCAGAGCAGGCUCCCUUCCCUUCCAUACUUUAGAAUAUUUCCAGCCAAGGUGAUAAAUAAGGCAACUCAAAUGUGACUCUUCAGUAUCUGUAGGCAGGCAGGGCCCACAGCAUGCCGUGGCUGGACUUGUGAUCCAGGGUCCUGACCCAUGGUGCAGCGUGUAUCCAAUCCAGGCCACCUGCUUUCAGUCCAGGAGCCUCACCUCCAGUAUGAGUGGCAGCCAGGAGGGAGCACACAGUGUGCAGCAGUAUCAGACAAGGCAGAUUAGGGUGGUACAGGCAGGGCCGGGGGAUGUAUACGGUAGGAGUGGAGAGGGCAUCUUAUACACCAUACCCUACCUCCCUGACCUCCUGCAGAGCUGGUCUCAACAGUGAUUCACACAAAAUUAGGCCACAUUCUUGCAUUAGCUGGUAAGUGACUGCUUUCUGAAAUUCAGGAGGCAUUUAGUAGUUUGAGGAAGAUAUGAAAUCUGAAAGACAUCCAUGGGCCAGGGGUUUGAUAACUUCACAGGUAGGAUAAUAACACACCAGUAGGAACUAAGGACAGUAAGACUGUGAGACUAUAUAAAGCUUUUAGGAAUUCUUUAAGACAAGUUCCUGAACAACCGACUUAUGAUUUAGGAGUGCAGCUGAGUUAGUGCUGGAUGGGCUGCUUUUGAAAGAUGUUGGCCCAGCAUGUGCUGGGGCCAGAGGAAAAACUAAUGCGUUGUCUUGCAUUUGUGUAAAUCCUAGUGUGCUUCCCGUGGGUGGUUUUCUGAGGCUUGGGUUGUACACCUUGAAGAAUGCCAAAACUGGAGGAAAGGAGUUGAGAGAACACUGAUUCUUCUGUACCGUGGAGGGACAGGCUAAACGGGGAAGUGUUUAUUAAAGUCUAUAGAAUCAUGUUCCCCAGUUCUAUGCUUCUCCAGCCACACUUCUUGAAGUGUGAAAAGGAAGCUUUCCUCUAUCACAUAGCAGACCCAGGGUCCGUAGCUUCAGAAUGUGAUGCUACUGACUGAAAAUGUAGAAGGAUCAAGAGGGCUUUAGUUAAGUUCUUGGGUGACAGAUGUGUGUUGAUGCCCUAUGGAAGAUGUCCUUGUGCUUUGAGAAGAGGUCACUGAUAGAGGAAGACCUUCUGUUUGUUCUUGGGCCCCACCACCAGAACUGUCUUGGGCUAGGUGGGUUAUAGAGCUGAGCUGCUGUGAUGGUUCUGUUCUUACAUUAGCCAAAACAAUUAAAAAUAAAAAUAAAAACAAUUCUUCAGCUUGUUUUCAGUUGACUUCUUAUGUUUAUUGUGGUAGCCACACAUUGAAGUGGCCCAGAAAAUAAAAGCUAAAAUAUUGUUGUACUGCCAAUGAUCAUCUUACUGAUGCCUGGUGCCAUGAGGUGGGUACUGUAAUUCCCUUUUUACAGGUGAGGAAACUGAGACACAGAGAAGUCCCACAGCAGGAAGUGGCAGAAGCAGGACUGAACCCAGGCAAUCUGAUGCCAGUGUCUCUCUUCUACUCUGUGCUGUGCUGGGGUUCUGAGAUGGGAGACCGGAAGUGGAGAUUAGCACAGGAGGUGAGGAGAUGGUGACUUGGCCUUCAUGUGACCCCUUUCAGUUUACUUCCCACCAGACCUAGAGUGAUUGCUGCUGUCCUGCUGGGCUCUUGGAUGGGCCUGAGUCAGUAGGUGGGGGUACCCUGCCCUUGGUCCUGAGAGAUUGAAAUCCUUUUGCAUAUCCUAUACCUCUACCACCCUCCAAAAAAUAAAGACUUAGAGAUGGAUGAAA